Molecule: messenger RNA, 1299 nt
Organism: Yarrowia lipolytica CLIB122
Lineage: Eukaryota; Fungi; Ascomycota; Dipodascomycetes; Dipodascales
Biological process (GO): regulation of transcription by RNA polymerase II; chromatin remodeling
Cellular component (GO): NuA4 histone acetyltransferase complex; SWI/SNF complex
Molecular function (GO): chromatin binding
Source: RefSeq, a predicted model, not a curated record
AUGACUACAACAGCUCCAGCCCCCCAGGUGUAUGGAGGCGAUGAGGUGGCGACCCUGGUGAUCGACACCGGGUCGUCGUACACUCGAGUCGGAUACGCCGGAGAAGAUACCCCCAAACUGGUGGUUUCCACAGAGUGUGGACUGAUGGCAGACGAGGAUGUCGAGAUGGAGGACGAUACAAGCAACACAACCAAAAAAUUAAACAAGUACAAGGUUGGCGACUCCGCCAAUCUGCCACUGCCCAACAUGGAGGUGCUUCAUCCUCUUACCGACGGGAUUGUGGCUGAUUGGGACGCGGUGCAGAAUAUUUGGGAAUACUCGCUGGCUCGACUCAAUGCCGACACAAAGACACACCCAUUGAUGCUGACGGAGCCGUGCUGGAACACGCAGGCCAACAAGCUCAAGGCGCUUGAAAUCGCGUUCGAGAGCCUCGAGGUCCCGGCAUCGUACUUGGUCAAGGACGCUGUGGCUUCUGCGUUUGCUGCAGGAAAGGGAAACGCACUGGUACUGGAUGUAGGAUCUGAAGUGGCUUCUGUGACACCUGUCAUUGAUGGAUUGGUGCUUUACAAGCCCGCGCGACGGUCACAGUACGCUGGAGACUAUUUGGAUAGACAGAUUAAAAAGGUGCUUGUUUCACGAGGAAUCGAUCUCACUCCUCGGUUCGAGAUUAAGAACAAGAAGGCUGUGGAGAUGGGUGAGCCACCUGUGUUCACCAAGCGGGAGCUUCCCAACGUCACUCAUUCCUUCACUGAUCUGCAGGUGUCUCGUAUUCUCUCUGAGUUCAAGGACUCCAUGUGUCAGGUGAACGAUGUUCCCCUGACUCCAGAAAUCUCUGGUGAAGCCGCCGACCGGGUCUUCGAGUUCCCCACGGGCUACAGCACAACUUUCGGAGCAGACCGUCUGUCUACUUCUGAGAGCUUAUUCAAGCCCAGUGAGUACCCUUUUGACGGAGAGACUGUGCCAGAUACUGCGCGGGGACUCAGUGAGAUGGUGGUGGACACAAUCAACGCUUCCAACGUGGAUGUGAGGGCUCACCUGGCUAACAACAUUGUUAUCACUGGUGGAGGGUCGCUGGUUCAGGGUCUCAGUGAUAGAGUCAGUAAGGACGUGACCCAGGCCCUGAGUGGUCUUAAGGUCCGAGUUGCUGCUGCUUCCAACCAGGAGGAGCGACGACACGGUGCUUGGAUUGGCGGUUCUGUUUUGGGCAGCCUGGGAUCGUUCCAUCAGCUGUGGGUCAGCAAACAGGAGUGGCAGGAGAAGGGAGGAGACUAUUUGGUCGAAAAGAAGCGGUUCAAGUAA